Messenger RNA from Carassius carassius (crucian carp), 2840 nucleotides. RefSeq names its product golgin subfamily A member 4-like. The record is from RefSeq and is a predicted model, not a curated record. The transcript is spliced from 13 exons. The coding region runs from base 324 to 2675 and encodes 783 amino acids. Lineage: Eukaryota; Metazoa; Chordata; Actinopteri; Cypriniformes; Cyprinidae.
CGCGUGGCGGCUGCCACUAUGGUCUGGACGAGAACAUUUGCUCGAGACCGUGAAGACACUUCCUGAGCUUCGGUGAAGGAUUUUAUCUGUCCGUUUGCGAUUAUAACGGGAUAUUUUCGUUUUUUUAAACUUAUCAGGUAAAAGAGCAAGUUAGGCGGGUUUGAAACAACAUUAUAGCUCAAGGCCGAUGUGUUCAGUCAGCCCAUGUAAACACUGAGACUGUCAGUGGGGGAGAGUGAUCUGUCAUUCAGUGGAUCCACCCCAGCCAAAGGACAACAGUGAACUACUGACAGAUUUAAACAGGGCACCUGCUGCACCUUUUUAUGAUGACUACUCGAGGUAAAAGUGAAGGCUGCCGCAUUUGUGGGAGUGACCUGCAAGGUAACCAGCGGCGAUGGCUGUAUGCAGGUCAGAACAGAAAGGGGGCACAACCUCAGACGCCGACAGACUUUUCUAGCAAGGGAAGCUUGCCCAGAUCGGCACAAAGCAGCCCAUGGGGCAGCACUUUAUCACUAAGUUCCUCUCGUUCGCUAUCGAAGUCUCGUGGCCUGCUCACCCCCACGAAAGGAAUCGACCUGCUCUGUGUGCUGACACAUAUAUUAGAGCAGUCUGUACCACGUGGGGAUGGUCAGGGGGAGUUUUUAUGCGGCAAGUGUGUGUCUGUUUUGGAGCGAGUUUUCAAGUUCGACACAGUCAUUGCCAGAGUCCGAGCACUGUCGAGUGAGAGACUCCAGAAACUCUCUCAGGAAAGGGACAAGAUCAGACGAUGGGUGCGAAGCAUGUAUGAUCAGCGCCACUCAUCUACUUCCAGGAGAAAUGGUAGUUCCAGUGAGGAUGAAGGGGAACGGAAGGAUUAUGUAGGGGAAGGAUAUCGAGAAAUGCUGAGGGACAACAUGGCCCUCUCCGAGUACGAAUGGUGGUCCGAGAAAGCGGAGUCAUGUUCGUAUUACAGGAGAACAGGGAAGCGGUGUCAGAAAGGCAAGAUGUGUGAGUGUUGCGACUCCUUGAGGGUGUCCGACUCGGACUAUGAGUCCGUUUGUGGAAUUCCACGUCACUUGCCCGAUCAAGCUUUCACAUCAUUGGGCCUCUCUCGAGAAAAAUCCUGCAGCAUGCCUCUUCAUUGGUCGAAAGUGCCAUCUGUCAGAUCCAGCCCCGCCUCUCUGUCCAGUUCCUGUCAUUCUUUGCGAACUCGAUCCUGCACUGCCUCCGUUCAGUCGCUGGACUCUUUAGACGGCAAUGAUCCAUUUGAUUGGCCAGAAGAGCAUUCGGCCAUGAUAGACACAGUUUUCAAAGAGUUAAAGAGAAUUGAGGGAAAGCCAGUGAGGUCACCGGCUGGAAGUCGCAUUCCUGUGUUGGGAAGAGGGGACGUGCAGAAUGGGAAGGAUGAGGUGGGACUGAAAGCAGGGUUAGUGAGGGUCCUGAAUUUUGGAGAGGGCAACAAUGGGACGGAGGAUGAAUUUGAAGAAGAGAACAAUGACAUCCUGACUGAGCUAAAAGAUGACUUUAUGCCUUUGCAAAGAGAGGCGUCCAAAGGUAGGGUGCACCUUGCUGUGAAGCAGUUGCGUGAACAACUCGUUCAAGCUGAGGCUCACAUCAGAACUCUUGAGGCACAGCUAAGGGAUCGCAACAAACCAACAACAGAUGCUCCUGCCAAGCAGUUGAAGUCUCCACAAGUGACCAGUCUGAAAAAUAAAAAUUACCUCAUAGAGAGCCUCAGCCAAUCACUGCACAGCAGAGAGAAUGUAAUCCAGGAAUGUGUGACUUUGAUCCGGAAGCUGUGUGCUGAGCAGGGGCUGGAAUCACAGGACACUGACAAACUCAUCAAAAAACUGGCCAGCACAGUGACUGAUACAUGCAGUGAACGUGAGGUGGUUCUGGAGGCCCAGCUGUCUGAGUUGAGCGAAAAAGAGAAAGCUCUGGAGAAACAGCUGCAGGCCAUGAGAGACGCUGGCAGAGAGAGAGACAGAGACUUCAUCACACUCAACACUGUGCUCCAGUGUAACCAGGAUGUUAUUAACCACCUACGUGUAGAGCUUGCGGAGAGGGAUCGAGCCCAACAGGAAACUAUGAAAGAAAGGGAAAUGUGGAACGCAAGAGAUUCAGCUCUGACUGCACUGGUGAAGGAGAACAAAGACUAUAUUUCCCAGCUAAAAGAGGUGCUGGAGAGUUCCCGCAGAGAUGUGCAGGCACUCUCAGACUCACUGAUUGGACGGGGAUUGGAAGGGGGCGAAGCUGAGGCUGGAUUGGUCAAUCAGCUGCGAGAGAAAGAAGCUCUGCUGGCAGCGAGCUUCAGAGAUAGAGAGGAGUUCAGCGCCACCAUGCUGCAGGAGAUCUCAAGCCUCUCCUCGGCCUUAACUGAUGCUGAAAGCAUCAUACUGGACCAAAGAGAAAAUCACAAACAAACCAUCACUGCACUAUCAGAGCAACUCAAGGACACACUCAAGGAGCUGAGAGAGAAAACCAAGGAGAAAAAGGAGGCUGAACUAGGCUGGAAGAAAGAAAAUAAAGAGAAAGCUUUUGAGGAACGAAAACUAAGAGACAAUCUUCAGAAGAGGGAUAAACUCAUAGAGCAAGUUCUUCUGGAGUUAGAGGAGCGUGACGGUGUGUUAACAGAGCUACAGCAAAACAUCUCUAGCAGACUUGGACCCAAAAUAGCCCUGAAACACACACUGUGAGUGUGUGAUUAAACACAGUAUGUGAAUUAAUGAUGAAUUAAUGAAUUUAAUGAUGUUCUAUAUACUGAACUUGAUAACUGCUCAAUAUAUUGGUAAUGGCACUACUUUCAUUGAGUGCAAUCUAAAACAAUAGCUCAGCUUCUAAUAAAGUUAAUUCUUUUAAAA